Molecule: messenger RNA, 3066 nt
Organism: Synchiropus splendidus (mandarinfish)
Lineage: Eukaryota; Metazoa; Chordata; Actinopteri; Syngnathiformes; Callionymidae
Gene: zbtb41
Product: zinc finger and BTB domain containing 41
Exons: 11
Coding region: 135-2672 (845 amino acids)
Biological process (GO): regulation of transcription by RNA polymerase II
Cellular component (GO): nucleus
Molecular function (GO): RNA polymerase II transcription regulatory region sequence-specific DNA binding; DNA-binding transcription factor activity, RNA polymerase II-specific; protein binding
Source: RefSeq, a predicted model, not a curated record
GCCAUUUCUGCUAGGAUGAGAGACUGGGCGUUGCAGACGUUUGUGAAAUUAUUGCUCCAACCUCCAUUGUCAAUGUUAAAAACAAAAGCAGACCCGAAUAAGACGCCUGUUUAUAUGACCACACUACGAGGCUGAUGAUGAUGAUGAAGAAGAGAUCUCCUGCGCGUCCUAAACACAGCUCAAGCGUCCCUGAUGGCUCCACUGCCAGCGUGCCAGGCUGCAGCCCCCCGCCCCUUCCUGACAGUGCUCCUCCGUCAGCUCACACCACAAGACAUCUAACAAUGUCCCACUACGGUCACAACCUCCUGAAGUUCCUGUACGAGGACCGGAGCAGACAGCGCUUCUGCGACGUGUCGGUGUCUGUCGGCGGGAGGCUCUACAGCGCCCACAAAGUAGUGCUGGCGCAUGGCAGCAGCUACUUUCACGCUGAGCUAUCCAAAAACCCUGCCAUGACUCAGGUGACUCUGGAUCAUGUGGAGGAGUCUAUUUUCCAGCACCUCCUGGGCUUCUUGUACACCUCAGAAUGUGUCAUUUCAGAGACGGAGCUGCAGGCUCUGACAGAAGCCGCCCGUUUCCUGGACAUGAUGGACAUAUUAAAGCUGCUAUGCAAGGAUGAAGAUAACAGGCAGGCAAAUGCACGGCAGCCGGAGGAAGGUCCUGAGGUGGAGGUGACCUCUUGUGACUCAGGGAUUGGGCCUCAGAUGAACAUUGCUGUGGCACCAGAGACAGCAAAAGACACAGAAACAUCAGGUCAAAAAGUUCCCAAUACGCGCAGAUCGACCCGAAAGAGAGUCGCUUCGAACAUUAAAAAAGAUCUUAUGAACACAUCUGAAGUAGCCGAGUCGACCAGCGAAGAUGUCAUGAGUCAGCAAACACCCAGACAAGACACCAUGGUGAGUUGUGAGGAAGAUGAUGGUGAAGUGGAGGCGGCGACCUCAGCUAAAGAAAGGAGUCCUGAUGAGACGGAGGCAGAGGAACAGGCUGGCGGUGACGCCGAUAUCACGUCUUCAAAAGUGGAAGGCUCCGGCGCUGUGUACCCUGACGGUCUGGCGCCCAUUGUCGUCACCCAAACUGGAGGGAAAAAGAAUCUCAUGUGUCCGAAAUGUGACAAGACAUUUGACCGAGCAGGGAAGUACAAGAGCCACACCAGGGUGCACACCGGAGAGAAGCCCUUCCAGUGUGACAUCUGCCUGCAGUGCUACUCCACCAAGUCCAACAUGAUGGUUCACAAGAAGAAGCACAGCAGCGACGCGCCCCUCCGCAAGAAAGAGCACAAGUGUCCCUUCUGUUUCAAGCUCCACGCCAGCAAGAAGACCCUGGCCAAGCACGUGAGAAGGUUCCAUCCGGACAACAUCCAGGAGUUUCUGGCUCGACAGAAGAAGAGGAAGAGUGAAGGCUGGAAAUGUGCUGUUUGUUUCAAGACCUUCACCCGCAGACCUCACCUGGAGGAGCACAUGAUCCUUCACACACAGGACCGACCCUUCAAGUGCUCCUUCUGCGACGAGGUCUUCAAGUCCAGGUUCACCAGACUCAAGCAUCAGGAAAAGUACCAUUUAGGUCCCUUCCCCUGUGGGAUCUGUGGGCGCCAGUUUAAUGACACCGGCAACCUGAAGAGGCACAUAGAAUGUACUCAUGGUGGAAAGCGAAAGUGGACCUGUGGAAUUUGUGGGAAGUCUGUGAGAGAAAGAACCACCCUGAAGGAGCACAUGAGGAUCCACAGCGGGGAGAAGCCGCACCUCUGCAGCAUCUGCGGCCAGAGCUUCCGUCACGGCAGCUCCUAUCGGCUCCACCUGAGGGUCCACCACGACGACAAGCGCUACGAGUGCGACCAGUGUGGCAAGACCUUCAUACGCCACGACCACCUGACCAAACACCAGAAAAUACAUUCAGGUGAAAAGGCACAUCAGUGUGAGGAAUGUGGGAAGUGCUUCAGGCGCCACGACCAUCUCUCCGUUCACUACAGGAAUGUUCAUCUCGGGGAGAAAGUUUGGCAAAAGUAUAAGACAGCUGUGCAUCAGUGUGACGUCUGCAAAAAAGAAUUUAAAGGGAAGUCGAGUCUGGAAAUGCAUUUCAGGACGCACUCGGGAGAGAAACCCUUCAAGUGUCCCGAGUGCCACCUGACCUUCAGGAUCAAGAAGACCCUGACCAAGCACAUGGUGAUCCACUCGGACGCCCGGCCAUUCAGCUGUCCUCACUGCAGCGCCACCUUCAAGAGAAAAGACAAACUGAAGUCGCACGUGGACCACGUGCACAGCUUCACCCAGCAGCAGGGAGGGAACCCAGGGGGGGACAAGGCGGCGGACUCAGUGGAAGCAUACGGUUCCGACGCCGACCGCAACCUUAAGGAAGGCUCCUCCUCAGACUGUGUUCCGAUUACCAUCAUUCCCGUCCAGAUCAGCAGCCCGCCGCCCAGCGAUGUGAGCGAGGGACGCGGCGCUCAGGGGCACGGCGUGGUGACCAUGCCCACCCCGCUGCAGCAGCAGCAGAGGCCCGGCUUCCAGGCCCCCACUGACCUGGCCUUCCUAGAGAAGUACACGCUGGCCCCACAGCCCGCCAACAUAGUCCGACCCGAACAGAUGCUUGACACUGGCCAGCAGCAGUCGUACCUGGGGGCGCUGCUGGGACUGGACACUGCUCCUUCAGUGGAGAGCCACCGCCCUGACCUGGACUGACCCUUCACACACUACUGGCUGUUCAACAUCUGCUAAAGUCAAUCAAACCAAAAAGUUCUCUAAUAACUUCAAGUACAUUCAAAGAAAGUUGUAGUACUACACACACAAACAUCAGUGACACCGAGUCUCAAUGGGAAUGUACCUGGUAUGUAGUGAAUUGUGUGUUUGUGUUGUAUACAGUUCACCAGCAUAAGCUCGCUCUCGCUUAUUCGAUUUACUGCAGUGUUGUGAUGUCACACUUGUGAGAUGAAUAAAGUUUUGUCAGAACACUGAAUAAACACAAGCCACAAAAGGAGACAUUAUGAAGCAGAUAGAUACAAAUGUAAAAAGUUUACAUACACCUAGCUUACAUAACCAGCUGCUAUUUUUUUUUUCAAAACUCGUGCAGUAUUGG